Cucumis melo (muskmelon) is the source of this 2270-nucleotide messenger RNA. Its product is annotated as indole-3-acetic acid-amido synthetase GH3.17-like. The coding region runs from base 209 to 2047 and encodes 612 amino acids. Gene Ontology annotation, cellular component: cytoplasm. NCBI's taxonomy places the organism in Eukaryota, Viridiplantae, Streptophyta, Magnoliopsida, Cucurbitales, Cucurbitaceae. The transcript has 4 exons. Gene Ontology annotation, molecular function: acid-amino acid ligase activity. The record is from RefSeq and is a predicted model, not a curated record.
CAGAUACUUAUGAAUCCCCUUAAGAAAAAAGAAAAAAUUUGCAUAGUGAAAAUUGUCAGUUUAUAGUUAUAUACUUAUGAACUGAUUGAGAAAAAGGAAAAGAAAGCUACCUUCCUUUUGCUGUUUCAUUCAUUGCAAUGUUCAAAAUUUAAAAGUCAAUCCUUUUUGUUGUUGUUGUUCUUCUUCUAAAUUUUCUUCCUGUGUCAAGAUGUUGCCAAACUUUGAUCCCAACAACAAUGAAUCUGGUUUGAAGCUGCUUGAAGAUCUUACAACAAAUGCAAAGCAAAUUCAAGAACAAGUGAUUCGGAAGAUUCUUACACAAAAUUCCAACACAGAAUAUCUCAAAUCUUUCCUCCACAAUCAUCAUUAUUCCCAUUCUCUUGAUCUCCAAACUUUCAAACACUCUGUUCCUGUUGUCAACUAUGAAGACAUUAAGCCUUAUAUUGAAAGAAUUGCCAAUGGUGAACCUUCUCACAUCAUUUCAUCUCAACCCAUCACUGAGCUUCUCACAAGCUCAGGAACUUCUGGAGGACAGCCCAAGAUGAUGCCAUCAACAGCUGAAGAUUUGGACAGAAAGACAUUCUUUUACAAUCUCCUUGUACCUGUUUUAAACAAGUAUGUGGAUGGUUUAGAAGAAGGAAAAGGGAUGUAUCUUUUGUUUAUAAAGCCAGAAAUGAGUACCCCAUCUGGGUUAAUGGCAAGGCCAGUUUUGACAAGUUAUUACAAAAGCAAAAACUUCAGAAAUAGGCCUUUUAAUAAGUACAAUGUGUACACCAGUCCUGAUGAGACAAUCCUUUGUUCUGACAGUAAACAAAGUAUGUACUGUCAAUUGCUUUGUGGGUUAGUACAAAGAGAUGAAGUUUUAAGAGUUGGUGCAGUUUUUGCUUCUGCUUUUUUAAGAGCUAUCAAAUUCUUAGAAGAUUAUUGGAAAGAAUUGAGUGAUAACAUAAGAAAAGGGGAAUUGAGUCAAUGGAUUAGUGACCCAAAUUGUAGAGCUUCUGUUUCUUUAAUCCUUACAAAAUCAAAUCCUGUUUUGGCUGAUUUGAUUGAUGGGUUAUGUGGUGAGAAAUCAUGGGAAGGUAUAAUUAAGAAACUUUGGCCUAAAACUAAAUAUAUUGAAGUCAUUGUAACUGGGUCAAUGGCUCAAUAUAUUCCUACUCUUGAGUUUUAUAGUGGUGGGCUUCCUCUAAUUUCCACUAUGUAUGCUUCUUCUGAGUGUUAUUUUGGGAUUAAUUUUAAUCCUUUGAGUAAACCUAGUGAUGUUUCUUAUACACUCCUUCCAAAUAUGGCCUUUUUUGAAUUCUUACCUGUGGAGAAAAAUGAUGGAGAAUUAACCCAUUGCAAUGGAACAACAAACACCUCUGUUCAAGAUGAAUUCAAAACAGUUGAUCUUGUUGAUGUAAAACUUGGUCAAUAUUAUGAAUUGGUGGUCACUACUUUCACAGGUUUAUACAGAUAUAGAGUUGGUGAUAUACUAAAAGUAACUGGCUUCCACAACAAAGCACCGCAAUUCAAGUUUAUUCAUAGAAGGAAUGUGGUAUUAAGUAUUGAUACAGACAAAACAAAUGAAGAUGAUUUGUUGAAUGCAAUAACAAAGGCAAAAUUAUUAGUUGAACCACUUGGGGUUUUGUUAACAGAGUAUACAAGUUAUGCAGAUACAGAAUCAAUUCCAGGGCAUUAUGUUUUGUUUUGGGAGAUGAAGAGAAGAUCAGGAAGUAAUUAUGAGAAUUUUGAAGAACUUGUUGAAGUGGAUUUAAUGGAAGAAUGUUGUUCAAGUAUUGAAGAAUCAUUGGAUUCAGUUUAUAGAAGGUGUAGAAGCAAAGAUAAAUCAAUUGGGCCAUUGGAGAUUAGAGUGGUGAAACACGGAGCUUUUGAUGCUCUAAUGGAUUUUUGUGUUUCACAAGGCUCUUCUGUUAAUCAAUACAAGACACCAAGAUGCAUUAAAUCUGAAGAAGCUAUAAAGAUUCUGGAUUCUAGAGUUGUGGCAAGAUAUUUCAGCAAGAAAACACCAUUUUGGGAGCCUUUUAGAGGUCAAUAUUCUCAUUGACAAUCAAUCUUUGUUAGUGUGUUUUAUGUCUUUUUUUUUUUUUUUUCCUUUUUGCUUCUGACUCAUUUUUCUGGGAAACAGUUCUAGAGAUGGAUGGAUUCAAUCUUUUUCUUCUUCUUCUUCUUCUUCUUCUACUUCUUCCCAGAUUUGAAUUGAUUGUGUAAAAGAGCCAGAGUUUGUUAUGCUGUUUUUUCUUUUAUAGAAACUUUGUGUUUAUUUGUUC